Olea europaea var. sylvestris is the source of this 650-nucleotide messenger RNA. Its product is annotated as pyruvate dehydrogenase E1 component subunit beta, mitochondrial-like. Gene Ontology annotation, biological process: pyruvate decarboxylation to acetyl-CoA. NCBI's taxonomy places the organism in Eukaryota, Viridiplantae, Streptophyta, Magnoliopsida, Lamiales, Oleaceae. The coding region runs from base 183 to 536 and encodes 117 amino acids. The record is from RefSeq and is a predicted model, not a curated record. The transcript is spliced from 6 exons. Gene Ontology annotation, molecular function: pyruvate dehydrogenase (acetyl-transferring) activity.
UCAUCCUGUAAAGGCAUUCCUGCUCUGGUAAAUGCAGAUUGUUUGAAUUAAUUAUUUUGAAUUUUACACUUUUUUAGAUUUUUAUGUGACUUGAAGAUAUUUUUUAUGCUUUCUAUUGAGAGACUUUGGAGCAAGGAAUUCGAGUAGUUGCGUCCCAGGCAUAUUUUUCUAACAGGAAAAAGAUGACAGCGCGUGAUGCUUUAAAUUCAGCACUUGAUGAAGAAAUGUCUGCUGAUCCCAGAGUGUUUUUGAUGGAUGAAGAGGUUGGUGAAUAUCAAGGUGCAUAUAAGAUCACCAAGGGGCUCCAGAAAAGUAUGGUCCUGAAAGGGUUUUCGAUACACCAAUUACCGAGGCUGGCUUUGCUGGGAUACUAUGGCCUGAAGCCUGUAGUCGAGUUCAUGACGAUUAACUUCUCAUUGCAGCAAAAUCAAACGACAUGUCCACUGGUCAGAUAUCAGUGCCUAUUGUUUUUAGAGGUCCUAAUGGUGCUGCCGCUGGUGUGGGCGCUUAACAUUCCCACGUACGAGUUCUCUUAAUGCCAUCUUCUUGUUUAAGCAAGGUUACUAUAGGAUUCCAUUUAGAUUUCUAUGUGCCUGUGUAUAAGCAAGGCUCUUUGUUACAGCGUAGAAGAUGAAGGUCGAGUGGGAUAG